Aspergillus vadensis CBS 113365 is the source of this 318-nucleotide messenger RNA. RefSeq lists its product as uncharacterized. The record is from RefSeq and is a predicted model, not a curated record. Bases 1 to 318 code for a protein of 105 amino acids. The transcript is spliced from 2 exons. NCBI's taxonomy places the organism in Eukaryota, Fungi, Ascomycota, Eurotiomycetes, Eurotiales, Aspergillaceae.
AUGACUCCUGUCCGCUGGCGACCCCCGCUUAGCGCAAUCGCACUCCCGAACUCGUAUAUGCCCGCAGACAACUCGACAGGGGAUCCUACGGAAGAUGCAUGGUACUCGAUGCCGUGGGCUACGGAGCCAUACUCGUGGGAGACGUUGCCCGCAUCUUUCUGGGGUUGGACCUGGUCUCAAGCCGACAAUCUUACCGGGUCCGAGACCGACGGUUCUUUACACCCGUCUAUUCCUGCACCGCAGGCGGCAGGGUGGCCCCUUGGAGGCGAGGCUGAACAGCCUCAGCAUCCGAGCAGAAGCGGCGUCAUGCCCUUCUGA